Messenger RNA from Plasmodium adleri (nom. inval.), 951 nucleotides. Its product is annotated as tRNA (adenine(58)-N(1))-methyltransferase catalytic subunit TRM61, putative. The record is from RefSeq and is a predicted model, not a curated record. Gene Ontology annotation, biological process: tRNA methylation. NCBI's taxonomy places the organism in Eukaryota, Apicomplexa, Aconoidasida, Haemosporida, Plasmodiidae. The coding region runs from base 1 to 951 and encodes 316 amino acids. Gene Ontology annotation, cellular component: tRNA (m1A) methyltransferase complex; nucleus. The transcript has a single exon.
AUGAUAAAGGAAGGGAAUUGUGUUGUUAUAUAUUCUGACGAAGAAAAUAUUGAUUUAUUAAAAUUAACAAAUGAUGGAAUAAUAAAUAAUAAGAAGGGUAGAUUUUUACAUAAGGAUAUAAUAGGGAAAGAAUAUGGUUCGAAAAUAUAUGAUACAUUAAAUAAGAAUUAUAUAUAUGUAUUAAAAAGAUCUCCUGAAUUAAUAGCAAAUUGUUUAAAAAAGAAAACGCAAACAUUAUAUGAACAUGAUAUAUCUUUUAUAUGUUUAGUUUGUAAUGCAUUACCAAAUAAAAAUAUUUUAGAAGCGGGUACAGGAACAGGUUGUUUAACAUAUGCUCUUGCAAAUUCUGUUUUACCAAAUGGUAUGAUACAUACAUUUGAAUAUAAUGAAGAAAGAUAUAAACAAGUACAACAAGAAUUUGAUGAUUUCGAAAAUAUAAGAAAAAAUAUAACAUUUCAUCAUAAAGAUAUAUUAAAUUAUAAUUUUGAUGAUUUUCCGUUAGAAUAUUUUGAUUCUAUUUUUCUUGACAUGCCCAAUCCAUGGUUAUGUGUUGAUAAUAUAAAAAAGGUUUUAAAAGAAAGAGGUGUCUUUGUUAUUUUUUUACCAUGUAUUGAACAAGUAUAUAAAAUUCUAGAAGCCUUAGAAAAAAAUUCCUUUUGUGAUAUCGUAACAUAUGAAUUAAUAAAUAAAUCAUGGAAAAUUAUUAUUAAUAAAAAAAAAAAAAAUAAAAACAAUGAUGAUGAUUAUCAUAUUGAUAAUACUGUAUGUUUUAAUAGUGUUAAUAAUGAUGACAAAAAGGUAGACAAUAUAGAUACACUCAAUAAUUUUUAUACAAAUUAUAGAUUAUGUCAGAAAGAAAAUAAAACACAUACUGGAUAUUUAACCAUAGCAAAAAGGUCUCUUAAAGAUGAAGACGAACAACCAGAAAUUAAAUUUGAAAAUGCAUUUUAA